This is a messenger RNA of Boleophthalmus pectinirostris (great blue-spotted mudskipper), 2165 nucleotides long. RefSeq names its product dihydropyrimidinase like 3 (gene dpysl3). The transcript is spliced from 14 exons. The record is from RefSeq and is a predicted model, not a curated record. Gene Ontology annotation, molecular function: hydrolase activity, acting on carbon-nitrogen (but not peptide) bonds, in cyclic amides. Gene Ontology annotation, cellular component: cytosol; cytoplasm. Gene Ontology annotation, biological process: actin crosslink formation. Bases 1 to 2088 code for a protein of 695 amino acids. NCBI's taxonomy places the organism in Eukaryota, Metazoa, Chordata, Actinopteri, Gobiiformes, Gobiidae.
AUGGCAGAGCGCAGGGCGAACCGGGACAUCGCCGACGAGAACGACCUGCCCGUGUACCUCGCGAGACCGGGCACCGCGGACCAGAUCCCCCGGCAGAAGUACGGCGGCUUGUUCUGCAGCGUCCGGGAUGCGUUCGACGGGAAGAGCAUCGACUUCGACGCGCUGAGUGUCGGCCAGAGCACCCCGAGGUCAGCGCGCAGGGACACCGGGCAGAGGGCGAGGAGUCCGGUCAGCGACGCCUGGAGCUCCCCGGGUUUGGAGAGGCGAGCGGAGAGGCGUGCGGAGAAGCGCGCGGGAGAGAGGAGCAUGGAGCGAGCCCUGGAGCGGAGCAUCGAGACCCGGAGCGUCGAGAGCCGGAGCGCCGCGAGCCGGAGCCGACGUGAUAAAGAGGCACUGCAGAAUUUGGGGGAGCAGAAGAGCGAGCGCCUGCUGAUCAAAGGAGGGAGGAUUGUGAACGAUGACCAGUCUUUUCACGCAGACAUCUACAUGGAGGAUGGACUCAUCAAGCAGAUUGGAGACAACCUGAUCGUCCCUGGGGGGGUGAAGACUGUGGAGGCCAAUGGGAAGAUGGUGAUUCCGGGUGGCAUAGACAUCCACACACACCUCCAGAUGCCCUACCGCGGCACCACCACCGUAGAUGACUUCGCCCAGGGGACCAAGGCUGCCCUGGCCGGAGGAACCACCAUGAUCGUGGACCAUGUGAUCCCAGAGCCCGGCUGCAGUCUGAUGGGGGCGUUUGACCAGUGGAGGCAGUGGGCAGAUGAGAAGUCGUGCUGCGAUUAUUCUCUGCACGUGGACAUCACGCACUGGAGCGACAGCGUCAGGGACGAGGUGGACGCGCUCAUCAAGGACAAAGGUGUCAACUCGUUCCAAGUGUACAUGGCCUACAAGGACUACUACCAGAUGAGCAACAGUGAGCUGUAUGAAGUGUUCACCUUUUUGGCCGAGAGAGGCGGGAUCGCUCAAGUCCACGCUGAGAAUGGAGAGAUCAUCGCAGAGGAGCAGGCCCGUAUGCUGCAGAUGGGAAUAACUGGACCAGAAGGACAUGUGCUGAGCCGACCAGAAGAGCUGGAGGCAGAGGCUGUGUUUCGGGCUGUGACCAUCGCGAGCCAAACCAACUGUCCGCUGUACGUCACCCGCGUCAUGAGCAAGAGCGCCGCCGACAUCAUCUCCCUGGCCCGCAAGAAGGGUAAUGUCGUGUUCGGGGAGCCCAUCACAGCGAGUCUGGGCACUGACGGGACUCACUACUGGAGCAAGAACUGGGCCAAAGCUGCGUCCUUCGUGACCUCUCCUCCUCUGAGUCCAGACCCCACCACCCCGGACUAUCUCCACACUCUGCUCUCCAGUGGGGACCUCAGCGUGACGGGCAGCGCUCACUGCACCUUCAGCGUGGCUCAGAAGGCCAUCGGAAAAGACGACUUCACUCAGAUCCCAGAAGGAGUCAACGGAGUGGAGGAGCGCAUGGCCCUCAUCUGGGACAAGGCUGUGACGACAGGAAAGAUGGACGAGAACAUGUUUGUGGCCGUGACCAGCACAAACGCAGCCAAGAUCCUGAACCUGUACCCGCGGAAGGGACGAAUCGCCGUGGGCUCCGACGCAGACCUGGUCAUCUGGGACACCGACGCCGUCCGCACCAUCACCGCCAAAACACACAACUCGGCUGCAGAGUACAACAUCCUGGAGGGCCUGGAGCUGCGCGGGGCCCCUCAGGUGGUGGUGUGUCAGGGGAAGAUCGUGGUGGAGGAUGGGAACCUCCACGCCUCCUCUGGGGUGGGACGCUUCAUCCCCUGCUCCCCCUACCCAGACUUCACCUACAAACGCAUCAAGGCCCGGAAACAGAUGGCCGUCCUGAAGGCAGUACCCAGGGGCAUGUACGACGGACCGGUAUCCGAGUAUUCUCUGUCUCGCGGUGGAACGCCAUCGGCCUCGGCCCGCACCUCUCCCACCAAACAGCCCCUCAGAAACCUGCACCAGUCCGGCUUCACUCUGUCAGGACCCCCCACUCCAGACGAUCUCCCCAUCAGGCCUGCUGGACGCCGUAUUACAGUGCCCCCUGGUGGCCGCUCCAACAUCACGUCUCUCAGUUAAACCCAUGGAGGAGGAAAGGAGGAGGAGGAAGAGGAGGAGUGUGGGGUGUAGUUAGUUUUGGGGGUUGUCAUGGUGAA